AUGGUGGCAGUUGUGUCCCGUGUAAAGAAACAAGCAAUCCGAUAGAAAGAACAGCAAUGUUAAGUAAUUCCAAUUUUCAUGAGUUGUUAUUUUCUUUCAGCAUUUAAUCUUCACUCGGAAUUUAUACAUUUCACACAAUUAAUCCAAUAAAAUUUCCCAAAAUCCCACAUCAGAAAUUCUUUUUGGUGACAACUUUCCAGAAUUUGUACAUUUUAUCCUAUCUGUAACCACGUCAAAACCAUCCCAUAAGAUAGAAACAAAAGAGAAGUGUGAUCGGGAGAAUAAAAAUCUACAAAUGGGAACAAUUCUGGAAGUUACCAUAGCUUCGUCUCUCUCUCUGAACCGCACCGGAGAAAUGCACUUAUCUCCGUCCGUCGUCCGUCGUAUCCUCGUCCGGACGCUGGCGUUGGUGUGCUCGGCAUUCUCAGAAUGGGUGUGGACUGUGGAGUUGCUCAGAGAAGGGGAAUAGAACGAGGGGGAUUAUUACUCAGGGAAGGGGAAGAACGAAUGGAGUUGAUUCGGGAGAGUUGGCGUGUUCGAUUUUGAUUGGCGGUCGCCGCAGAUGCGUCCUCGAGCUAUUACACCCUUGCGCGUGGGCUACAAGCCCAUCUAAAACGCGUUGCAGUGGGAACGUACGCUGUGCAGACGAAUCAAACGUCAAGAAUUAACGCAUCCCAUUCACAUGACAAAUCUUAACCGAGUUCUGUUCUGUUUGUAUCUACCCCCAGUCUUGGAUCGGUAGACCCAAACAUCCAAUAAACAGUCUACGAUUCCUUUGCCACUGUUGUUGCUUAAUGGCUGUAAUCAGAAGAACCAACAUCUGCGCCGGUGGCAGCCGCACCGACGGUGCAAUACCUUUGUUUCUCAUCUUCUCCUGUUUCUGUGCUGCUGCUGCUGCUGCAGUAACAGACACUCUCGCACAGAACCAGUUGCUCAGGGACUGGGAGCAAUUGAUAUCCGCAAAUGGAACUUUCAGGUUGGGGUUCUUUAGCCCGGGCUCUUCCUCCAAUCGCUACCUGGGCAUUUCCUACUAUCAAGCACAGAACCUAACCGUGGUCUGGGUUGCCAACCGACGCAUCCCCAUCACGGAUUCUUCCGGAUCUCUUACGAUUUCCUCCGAUGGAAGCUUGGAAAUCAUACACAGUGGACAGAGUAGUCCUAUCAUGUUAAGUUCCAAUGCGACCGCCACCAAGGGUAGUAAUCUCACGGCUACGUUGCUCGACUCUGGGAAUUUUGUGUUCAGAGAGCUCGAUUCUAAUGGAACCGUGCUGCAGGUCCUGUGGCAGAGCUUCGAUUACCCCACCGACACGCUCCUCCCCGGGAUGAAGCUGGGUUUCAACUCCGACACCGGCCUUAACUGGUCUCUUACUUCUUGGCUGAGCACGGACGACCCCUCUCCCGGCGCUUUCUCUCUGGGCGGGGAUCCCACGGGCACAACCCAAUUGAUGGCCUGGCGCCGAGGGAAUGUUUAUUGGAAGAGUGGGAUCUGGAAUAACCAAAGUUUCGAGAACGUUCCCGACUUGACAUCCGACGACGUCAGGUACAAUUACAGCUACAUCUCGAAUGAGAACGAGACCUACUUCACGUACUCCCUCAAGAACAGCUCUUCUCCUCCCUCGUUAUGGGUUCUGAUUUGGCUGGGCGGCUUCGAUCAAUACAAGUUCUACGAAUCGGACGAUAAGUAUCUCAGCUUAAGAAUUCAGUGUCCACCUCAUAACUCCUCCGGCGACAAGGCUAAACUGAUGGGGUGUGUGAACCAGACGGUGGUCGAGUGCAGGAGCGGCGACGAUUUCGACCGGAAGAGGGGGUAUGUGAGCGGUACACCAUACCGAUACGUAGAAAAUACGAGUAUGGGACUGAUUGAUUGUGACGAGCUGUGUUGGAACAACUGCUCUUGUGUCGCUUAUGGCACAUUGUAUGACAACGCAACGGGAUGUCGGCUUUGGACCACGGACGCCGGUUUCCGGGAAGACAAUAAUUCCCCCGGCGACAUAUACAUUCUUCGAUCCUUCUUUGAUCAAAUUACUGCCAGAAUAAAUAGAAAGAAGAAGUGGUGGAUAUGGAUCACAAUAGCAGUAGUAGCUGGUGCCACAAUUCUUGUUUUAGGCCUCUUGUAUUGCUUGAGGAUGAGACUCAAGUCAAAAGCAGAAAAAGAAGAGAGCCAAGAGAUGAGUUUACUUAAGCUGGGAACUAAGCUAUCACCUUCUGAAGAAUUACUUAACUCAAAUUAUCUGGAAAAUGAUGGGACAAAUGAUCAUGAGUUGAAAAUUUUCAGUUUGGCGAGUAUUAGAGUGGCCACAGAUGAUUUCUCAUUAGCAAAUAAGCUUGGGCAGGGUGGAUUUGGACCUGUUUAUAAGGGCAAAUUACCAGAGGGUCAAGAGAUUGCAGUGAAAAGACUGUCAAGAUUGUCAGGUCAAGGAGUAGAGGAGUUCAAAAAUGAGCUUGGACUUAUAGCCAAACUCCAACACACAAAUCUUGUUAGGCUUUUGGGUUGCUGCAUUGAAGGAGAAGAAAAGAUGUUAAUCUAUGAAUACAUGCCCAAUAAAAGCUUGGACUCCUUCCUUUUUGAUCCUACUAAAAGGGAACUGCUGGAUUGGAAUAAAAGAUACCAUAUCAUUGAAGGAAUUGCUCAAGGACUUCUCUAUCUUCACAAGUACUCUAGACUGAGGGUAAUACACAGAGAUUUAAAAGCAAGUAACAUUUUAUUGGAUGAUGAAUUGAACCCUAAAAUAUCAGAUUUUGGCAUGGCCAGAAUUUUUGGAAGAAAUGAAUCUGAAGCAAAUACCAACAGGGUUGUUGGAACAUAUGGAUACAUGUCCCCUGAGUAUGCCAUGGAGGGAAUUUUCUCAGUUAAAUCUGAUGUCUAUAGCUUUGGGGUCUUAUUAAUAGAGAUUGUGAGUGGUAGAAAGAACACUGUUUACUAUGACUUUGACCCCCCACUCACUCUUCUUGCUUAUGCUUGGGAGCUGUGGAAAGCAGGAAGAGGGGAAGAGCUCAUAGACCCAAAAUUGGGCCCAUCAUAUCCCAUAGAUGAAGUACUGAGAUGCAUCCAUGUGAGUCUCUUGUGCGUUCAAGAAUGUGCAGUUGAUAGACCCACAAUGUCAGAUGUUGUUUCCAUGCUCAGCAAUGAAACCAUACACCCACCUGAGCCCAAGCAGCCUGCACGUUUAACUGGGAGGGCUGCAAUCGAGGUGGACUCACACAGAGGCGGGUCAGAGAGUUGUUGUUCCAUCAAUGAAGCAUCCAUUUCUGUGAUUCAAGGUCGAUAGACAAGAUUUCUCAUCUCUGAACCCUGGGAUUUACCCUAUGACUAUUUUGUUAAUUCAAUAGGGAUGUAUAUACAGAAUAUAGAGAGUACCUACAUGUCAAUUGACUGGUUUUGGGUUGGACCCGUCCAAAUCAAAAUCAUUUUGGACAAAUUAGAUGGACUAAUAAGAUAUAUUGAA
This is a messenger RNA of Nelumbo nucifera (sacred lotus), 3446 nucleotides long. RefSeq names its product G-type lectin S-receptor-like serine/threonine-protein kinase CES101. Lineage: Eukaryota; Viridiplantae; Streptophyta; Magnoliopsida; Proteales; Nelumbonaceae. Gene Ontology annotation, biological process: protein phosphorylation. Gene Ontology annotation, molecular function: protein serine/threonine kinase activity; ATP binding. The record is from RefSeq and is a predicted model, not a curated record. Gene Ontology annotation, cellular component: plasma membrane.